Molecule: messenger RNA, 775 nt
Organism: Caenorhabditis elegans
Lineage: Eukaryota; Metazoa; Nematoda; Chromadorea; Rhabditida; Rhabditidae
Gene: grl-8
Product: Ground-like domain-containing protein
Exons: 3
Coding region: 20-658 (212 amino acids)
Source: RefSeq, marked reviewed
UUUGCAGUGUAUUCUAACGAUGUGUCACUAUUAUUUACUUCGCGGUUUUCUUCUGAUUUCUGUUGCCUCCUCAGCCAUCAUUCCACUUCCGAGCCCUCCAAAUCCGCUGCCUGAGCCACCGACUGUGGAUGCAUCACCAUCAUUAACAUCUGAAAAACGAACAGUCGCCAUGGAGGUGACGUCAUCAGCACAUCACCUGCUUAGGCCCAAGACUGAAUCGGAUUCUGAAGAAGAACAACCAAAACCUACAAGAAAUAGAGUCAGAUUGCAUUCGCACAAUUCAAAAGUUUCUAAAGUGUCUAGAACUCGAGAAGUUGAAGUUUUGAGUGAAAAAUGUAAUGAUGAUAAAUUGGAACAGAUCAUGCAAGAUGCCAUGACUCCAAGUUUAAGCACCUCAAAAAUGGUGAUUUCUGAGCGAGCGACUCGAGAUUUCGGUGCAAAUUUUGAUGUGAUCUGUGCAAGAGGUCACUUUUCAUAUUAUGUGGAAGCGGCCUCAUAUUGUGAAGUAACUAUGAACGAUGUCACUUGUCUUGCUUACAAACCCGGACCCCAGACGGAUGAUGGUUCGAAAAACGAUUUCAUUGACAUCAAAGAUGAACUAAUUAAAAACAAAAAUACUCGAGAGAAAGAUGAAGCCGAGUCGAAGAAAAACCGAUAAAUCCUUCCCGCGUCCCCCUAUCUCCGUAACUGGUCACUUUUCUUCCGAAUCGAGUAUCUUCUUUUAUCAUUUAUUUUUCGCCCCGAUAUAUAAACAAAUUAGCAACUUUGCGUCACC